Messenger RNA from Penicillium salamii, 1548 nucleotides. Lineage: Eukaryota; Fungi; Ascomycota; Eurotiomycetes; Eurotiales; Aspergillaceae. The record is from the annotation of a GenBank genome assembly.
AUGGCACCUUGGAAGCAGACCAUUCUAUCUGCUCUGGCAACUUCCUCCAUCACCCAAUCAACAUACCGGUCUCGUCCAGAUCUCGCACCACCACAGCUCAACAUCACCGUGCCCGCCCCAAACGCCAAUGGCUCCGAGUAUGUUUUCCUUGCCCCCUACUCUACUGGCAAUACACUCGACCGUCCUGGUCCAUACAUCUAUCGCAAAGAUGGAGACCUAGUAUGGGCCGGGACCGGUUACUAUGCUGGGUUUGUUGCGAAUUUCCACACCACGACAUACCAAGGAAAAGCUGUUCUGCAAGCUUUCCAAGGAAACUUCGAUGGAUCUCACGGCGAGGGUUUCGGACAGAGUGUACUACUUGAUCAAAAUUAUGAGCAUGUCGUUACUUCAAUUGGGGCAAAUCAUCGGAUUACUUCGAUUCAUGAGUUUAAUGUGAUCGACGGCAAGAGUGCAUUGAUUGAAGUAUUUGAUAUCACAUCGAAAGAUUUGUCUGCUUAUGGAGGGAAUUCGUCUCAGCAGUGGCUAGGGAAUGGGAUAUUCCAAGGUUUGCCUCAUGGUGCCAUUGGUUAUUUGAGAGUUGCUAACGAAGCAACAGAUGUUGACAUUGCCACGGGGGACCUUGUCUUUGAAUGGAAUGCUUUAGAUCAUGUUGAUCCAUCGGAGAGUCAAAUAACAUUAGGCUCGACGAGCUCCAACAGUGGAUUGUCCUUUGGCCAAGCAUGGGAUUAUUUCCACAUCAACAGUGUGGACAAGAACCACGAAGGCGACUACCUACUCUCCUCCAGACACACCAGCACAAUAUUUAAAAUAAAUGGCACAGAUGGGUCAAUUAUCUGGCGACUUGGUGGUAAGAAAUCCACCUUCACACAGAUCGGCAAUUGGACUUUCGGGUUCCAGCACCACGCACGCUGGCACCCACAACUCAGCCAGCCCGGAACUGAAGUCUUUUCAUUCUUUGAUAACUCCGGAGAUGGCAAAAUCACCCUCAACAACGUGUCUCGGGCUUUGGUAGUGCAGCUCAAUCACACAGACCACACAGCGACGCUUCUUCGGAAAGCGACAGCGCCUUAUGGGCUUCAAGCACGGUCUCAAGGAAACGCCCAGCUUCUUUCUGAAGAUAGAAUCUUUGUUAACUGGGGCUCGGAGGGCGCAGUGACAGAAUUUGGUGCUGAUAACCAGGUCCUAUAUCACGCUUUCAUUCAAUCUGGGCUCAGCUAUCGCGGGUUCCUUGGCAACUGGACGGGGACCCCUACCGAAGCUCCAGCUUUGGUGGCAUUGAAGUCAUCCCCUAACUUGGUGAAAGUUUACGUAUCCUGGAAUGGUGACACUGAGACCAAAGCCUGGCGAUUUUAUUAUGUCCAUGGGGGAAAGAAAAGCCGAAUUGGUCAAGUGAAGCGCAACUCAUUUGAGACCGUUUACACUUGGGAAUCAGAGCUUGCAUUGUCUGACUCUGCCAAAUUUAUUGCCGAGGCUGUUGAUCACAAUGGGGCAACUAUUGCGCAGACCGGUCUGAUUGCUUCUACGGCUAAUGUUAAGUUGGUUGCAUGA